AGAGAUCACAGCAGAGUAAAACACGCCUCAGAUGAGAGAAUAAAGGACUUACUAAGUCAUCAACUUUGAGAAUGCUGAUGAACCACACAAACCAAACAGAGGAUGACCUUUCCUGCUACAGUCCGUCAGUCGUUGGCUACAGAUAUUUUGCUGUGGUGUGGGGUUGUGCUGUGACCAUCACUGGUACACUGGGGAACCUGAUGACCAUUCUAGCCUUUGCCUCAGACGCACACCUGCGGACUCGCUUCAAUGUACUCAUUGUCAACCUGGCUGUGGCUGACCUCCUGUACUGCACCAUACUGCAGCCCAUCUCAGUUGACUCCUAUCUGCACCUACGGUGGCGCAGUGGCCAGCUCUGGUGCAGGAUCUUUGGGCUGCUCCUCUUGAUCACCAACUCUGUGUCCAUCAUCACCCUGUGCCUGAUAGCAUUUAGCAGAUACCUCCUGGUGGCAAAAAGGGCCAUGUUUGACCGCAUCUUCUCCAAUCAAGGUCUUACCUUACUCCUGAUCUCAGUGUGGGCAUUAUGUCUGGCCAGCUAUGGCCCUCUCUGGUCUGUUUACAUGUUUGUGCCACAGGUGUGCAUGUGCAGCUUCCAUCAGACAAGAGGCCGUCCUUACACUACCAUCCUGCUUGUUGUCUACUUUGUUGGGGGUCUGGGCUGUAUUGGCUCAUUCAGCAUUCUCAUUUACAACCAUGUCAGGACUGCAUCACAGGCUUUGCUCCAAUACAGAUUAAGCCACCAGUCAUCCAGAAGGACUCAAGUUUCUUCAUCCCAAGGAACUUGUGAAAGUGGUGCAGAAAGUGGUAUGACCAACACAUUUAAUACUGAACUAAGCAGCCAGGGAGAACAAACCAGUGAAAAGUCAUCCCAACCUGAGCAGAGCUCUAUUACCACAUCAAAUCCAUCCUUUGAUACUGUCUCUACACCAGGAUCACAAACACCUCCUCCCAAAACUGCUGCAACUACCACAUUCAGCUCCACAGCAUCAAGAGAAGAUAAAGAAAUGAUGUAUGUUACCCACAUGUGUCUGGCUGUUUUCUUUUGUUUUGCAUUCUGCUUUGCUCCAAUCCUACUACUAAACCUAGCUGACAAACAUGUCCGUGCACCACAGAUACUGUACAUGAUCUGUAUGAACCUUACUUGGCUCAACAGCUGUAUCAACCCAAUGCUCUAUGCUGCCAUGAACCGAAGGUUUCGAAAGGCCUAUGAAAUGCUACUGACUAGUGCUGCUGCUCCACUCACCUACCUCUGGACCUUGAGACAGGCUAAGAGCUCCUAA
Messenger RNA from Cheilinus undulatus (humphead wrasse), 1280 nucleotides. RefSeq names its product G-protein coupled receptor 84-like. Bases 72 to 1280 code for a protein of 402 amino acids. Gene Ontology annotation, biological process: neuropeptide signaling pathway. Gene Ontology annotation, cellular component: membrane. The transcript has 2 exons. Lineage: Eukaryota; Metazoa; Chordata; Actinopteri; Labriformes; Labridae. Gene Ontology annotation, molecular function: urotensin II receptor activity. The record is from RefSeq and is a predicted model, not a curated record.